Messenger RNA from Psammomys obesus (fat sand rat), 3119 nucleotides. RefSeq names its product WD repeat domain 27 (gene Wdr27). The coding region runs from base 163 to 2622 and encodes 819 amino acids. Gene Ontology annotation, molecular function: protein binding. Lineage: Eukaryota; Metazoa; Chordata; Mammalia; Rodentia; Muridae. The record is from RefSeq and is a predicted model, not a curated record. The transcript has 27 exons.
CUUCCCCGUAACCAUAGUGACGCGGCAGGGGUCAGUGGCGAGUUCCGGAGAAGUCGGGCUGGACUGCAGGGUUGCCCACACUUAAUGUCUUCCUCAGAGGCUUGCCUUUGCUGCUCCUCCUGAGAUGUGGUAUCUUGGCUAAUAACGGAAACACUUCCAGAGAUGCCCUCCACUCAUGGCCACACAAGUGAUAUAGUUGCGGAGAGAUACCUGGUUGAGUCUCAGAAGUCUGCAGCUCAUGCUCCACUUGCCUGCAGCGCACAGCACUGUGCUUUUCCUUUAGAUGGGAACCGUCUCUGUGUGUGGAGCCCCAAGGGCCCUUCUCACCAGCUUCUCACCCUACAAGGACACCAUCAAUUGAUUACUGCUGUGGUUUUUGGAAAUCAAGCAGAUCCACUUCAACUCUGCUCUGCAUCACAGGAUUAUAUUAUACUGUGGAAUGUGGUUGAAUGCAGAGAAAAGACACUUGAAGGACUGACUCCUCGAGGGACGAUUCUGGGAUCCCUUUUACAAAAAGUGUUGUGUUUGAGAUUUAGUCUGGAUGAUCGUGCUGUUGCAGUGUGUGUUGGAAACAAAAUCUCUGUGCUGGAUGUAGAGAAGCAAUCAGUGCUGGUGGAGCUGCAGGGCCAUCAAGGCUCAGUGACAGCAGUGGAGUUCUGUCCCUGGCAAGCACACACCCUCAUCUCUGUGUCUGAAGACAGAAGCUUUAAGGUCUGGGACUAUUGUGAGGGAUCCUUGAUAUACAGCUCAUCCAUCUUAACAGCUUACCCUCUCCUGAACUUGCUUAUCAGUGAAGAAAACCGGCAGCUGGUCACUGGCAGUGCUGAUGGUCAGCUGUGGAUCUUCAGUUUGAUGGAGACACAUCACUACCACUGUGUGGCACAUGUAAACCUAAGGAAGAAAAAUGAGACUUUCUUCACCAGAAGAAUGACAACUGGGCAGUGCAGCCUGCCAGAAGACAGUCAGUACCACUCCGGACAUGAGGAGGAUAAAAGCAGAGAAGCUGAAGCAACAUUCCCUGUCCUGAGCCUGGCACACUGUGAUCUCUGCCUGCCAGAUUCCCAGUGUGGAGUUUUUUCUUCUGACUAUACCAAAUGCCUGUGGAUUGGAAGCUCAACAGCUUUAUUCAUACUAAACUUGGGAAGCUUUGAACUGGAGGCCGCUUUACAUUUCAAGGACUUUCAGAGCCUGAGUGUCCACGUUGCUGGGUCCUGUGCAGUGAUGAGGGAGGCCAUCAGCCCCAAGGCAUUUUGCAUACUUGCAUCUAUGUUUGGGAAUAAGAUUGCCGUGUUGGAAAUCAGCCUGGUCGCUCUGCUGAGCUCUCAGCAGUACCCUGGUACAGGAAGGACGCUUCAGGUGCUGGCAAGCGGCCAUGUCCUUCCAACUUCUCCACUGUAUUUUGGAAUAGUUAAGAAAAAAAAUUCUAAGCCUGCUAAUACCAAACGACAUGCCGUGAAGAGUGUCAUGGAGGACCGGCCCCUGGUUUUCCAUACUAAAAUUAGGUCAUCUGGUUAUACAUCAGCACCACAUGUGACUAUGUUUUCUCCAAAGACUAAUAUCAAGCAUAAUAGUAAAAGAUCUUCAAAAUGCAAGAACAAUUACAAAUGUAGGGAGUACCCUUUGGAGAGCUUCCUACCCAGAAAUCUCAUCAGGCAAGUUGCUGUGGCCCAGGAGCCUGUGGCUGUGAGCUGUCUGCAGUUCUCAGGGGAUGGACAGCGGCUGGCCUGUGGCUUAGCUAACCACCUGUCCCUAGUCUUCAAUGCCAGCCUUUCUGGAAUACCUGCUGCCUUUUCAGGUCAUGAUGGAGCUGUGAGCACUGUCUGCUGGAGCCAUGACAUGAGGUGGCUGCUGUCUACAGGCCGAGACCGGACCCUGAGGGUGUGGUCAGCUCACAGGACAGAACUCAUGCUGCUUUUGGCUCCAGAGUCUUUGCCCAAGCCAGUAACAGCUGCACAGUUCUACUACCUGGAUUCUUUCAUACUGUUGUCUUCGGGCCCUGAAUUUUGGCUACUAAAGUACCACAUUGACCUCUGUAGGGAUGACAUACGAAGGUAUAAACCAAAAAGCAGGUAUAAGCCUAUUUUCAGGCUCCCAUUGACCGGUGGUGCGGACGUGACCAGCCUGUCAGCAGUGAACGACUUUUAUUCCUACAUCAUCCUCACAGCUGGCCGGGACCGGACUGUGGAAGUUUUUGACCUGAAUGCCGGCUGCAGCGCUGCAGUGCUAGCUGAAGUCCACUCACGGCCCGUCCACCAAAUUUGUCAAAAUAAAGGAUCAUCCUUUACCACCCCGCAGUCCCUAGCGUACAAUCUUUUCCUGACCACAGCUGUUGGUGAUGGGGUUCGACUGUGGGACUUGAGGACCCUGAGGUGUGUGCGCCGCUUUGAAGGGCAUCCAAACCGCUGUUAUCCUUGUGGAGUUGCUUUCAGCCCUUGUGGAAGGCUCAUGGCUUGUGGUGCAGAGGACAGACAUGCUUACGUGUAUGAAAUGGGCUCGAGCAGCUUUCUAUACCGCCUUGCAGGACAUACAGAUACAAUUGCUGAAGUGGCCUUCAACCCAGCAGCUCCUCAGCUUACUACAGCCACCUUGGAUGGGAAACUUCAGCUGUUUGUGGCUGAGUGACUGCUGACCUGCUGAAACUCUGGGAAGCCUUGACUGUCCUGGACUCACUUUGUAGACCAGGCUGGCCACCAACUCACAUCGAUCUGCUUGCCCCUGCCUCCCUGAGUGCUGGGAAUCACAGGUGUGCACCACCACGCCUGACAAGCAUCUUCUUUUUUAUUUCUAUUGUUUUUAAUGAUUAAGUUAUUCACUUUUCAUCCUAAUUGCAGCUUCCCCUUUAUCCUCUCCUCCUGGUCCCUUCCUCCCUCUCCCCUUCUUCGUUCCCCAUUUUCUUAAUUAGUGAUUGAUGGGGGAGGGCCCAGCCCAUUGCAGGUGGCACCACCUCUGGGCUGGUGGUCCUGAUGACCAAGCCAAUAAGCAGCAGCUGCCAUGACCUCUACAUCAGUUCUUGCCUCCAGGUUCCUGCCCUGCAUGAAUUCCUGCCCUCACUGCUUUUGAUGAUGAAUUGUGAGCAAAAUAAAUCCUUUCUUCCCAAAAGUCCUUUUGGUCAUGGUGUU